ACUGCUUUAAAUACGCAAAAGGAUAAGCUACCGUGUUAUUUUACAGGCUCGGACCUAGACAACACACUCAGAAAGGAAAUAGAAAAUGCCGACCGAUAUUAUGAAAAGACUCAAAACAUAUUUUACGACACGUUAGGAGAACAUAAAAUUAUGUAUAAAGAUGCAGAAUGCCGCCCAGGAUUAGACUUUGGAUUCAAUGAUGCCUUUCUUUUUACCGACGUUCAAUUAAAAAACAUAAUUACAGAUCCAGGCUGUCCACCGCAUCCUGCUUUCCGUUUUGUCGCUUCCACUGUAAUCCCAGGUUUCCCACAUCGUAGUUAUGAAAUUGUCACUAAUGCUCCAAUCGAUGAAAUCUAUUCGGUGGUGUCUCAGCCUGUAGAUGAUGAGCAAACUACCGUGGCUACGAAUUACGAUGAUCAUGAUUUCGUAAUUUCCCAAAUUGUAAUGAAUGUUCGCACGACUUUAGCAUGUACAGCAAAGAGCACAUUGAUAUCCGUAAAAGCAAGUUGUUCUUCAAUGCCAUUUACAUCGGAUGGAUUUACAUGGAACGCCGCUGAGGUUCUCAACAUUAUUAUGAGCUUCAUUGAUUUGCUAUUGGUCCGAUAUCGGUAUAAAGCUGAUUACGCCAAACAUGAUCACGAAUUGCGCAGCCAUUUGCCGCUGCUUCUGACGGACGAGAAUCAAGAUGCUGAAUACAAUAAAAAUUUCUGUACAACACAGAAAAAGUGGUUGACUGGUUUUCGAAAUAUUGAAUCAAGUCAAUUGGAAAUCCGAAAAGGAAAUAUAGCCAAUCAAUGCAAAAAUCUAGUGAUGACGAACGGAUACGGAGUCUUUGCAUUAAUUGUCUUCAAGUUCAUAAAGAAUUAUGCUAAACGAUCUUCCCAAAAGGUUAGACUUCUGAAACAGGCUCGUCAAACCAAACAACUUUACGUGAAUGCAUAUAAAGAUAUCGUUUCAGUUGUUGUGAUUUUUGGAGCCAUUUUCACCAAUGAGAAAGGUGGAACCCUUGAAUUCAUGAAUUAUAUGGAUAAACGGAUUGCAUCAGCGGUGAAUUAUUGUCGGCCUGUUGAACGAGCGCCAUAUAUUGGUAAUCUACCUCGCUUUGAAUGUGUCUAA
Messenger RNA from Ambispora leptoticha, 1116 nucleotides. The record is from the annotation of a GenBank genome assembly. Lineage: Eukaryota; Fungi; Glomeromycota; Glomeromycetes; Archaeosporales; Ambisporaceae.